Molecule: messenger RNA, 1525 nt
Organism: Toxorhynchites rutilus septentrionalis
Lineage: Eukaryota; Metazoa; Arthropoda; Insecta; Diptera; Culicidae
Exons: 5
Coding region: 279-1148 (289 amino acids)
Source: RefSeq, a predicted model, not a curated record
CAUCAUAGUUCCAUAGCGAAGCAGCGGAAAAUAAAUCGUCUAUUUUAAGAUAUGUACCGAUUCGUUAGUCAUCGAACACAGAAUAUUCGAGGAACAUCACGAUCCGUUCAUUAUCGUGAAUUUUGGAUACAUGCGCAUAAAUAAGUCAUCGAUCAUCGCAUACGAUGAUUUUGAAAAAAAGGUAAAUUAUCCCUCUAACUGAACAACCGCCAACGGAAGACUGGAAUAAUAAAUUUAUAGUGAUCGAGUGAGCACAGAAUCUUAGAUUUGUAUUUACAAUGGCUGUUCUUUUAUCGUACCAUCGCCUCAUCGAAAAAGAUUCCCGUCAUGUCAACUAUUGCUGGAAAAUGUCUACACUUGUGGUGUUAUUCGUUGCGAUCUCAUCCGGAUUGGUAAUCAGUUUCAGUAUAUACUCACUAGGGGAAAAUUUUAAACAAAAUUGCUUUCUUGACGCCAAUAUAAGUUUUGUUGAAAGUCACUACAGAAGCAGAUCGCCUAUACUGAGAGAGCCAUCAAACUCUUCAAAGGAGAGUCAAAUAUUAUACAAACUGCAACAAAAUGGACCAGAAAACGUAAAAUAUGUGAUCGAUGAACCAGACAGCAGAUGGGGCAAUUCGGAAUUAUGUGAAUAUGUGAUAUUCACUCCGCUGUUCCAUGCACUGUUCGGAGUGAUAUGGUUAGCGAUAUUUACAAUGCACGGACAUGGAGGUGGCAGUUUAGGGAGUGUCAUUGAUAGACCCUGGAGAAUUGUGUUCCCCUCCCUCAUAUACUUCAUUGUAUUUGGUAUCUCGGCGAUUAUAUGUACCAUUUGUGUUAGCGAUGGAAUGAACGAAUUUUGUGAUCAGUUUAGAAAAAUCAACGUUCCAGGGGAAAUUAGCUGUGCAAGAAUGAUAACAUAUUUUUCCCUGCAUCAGUACAACGACUUGGUUUCACCGGAUAAAAAUUAUUUUCUUGUUAUUGUGUUCCCGUGGAUUUGGAUGACAACAUACAUAUGUGGGGCUCUGAUCAUGAUCUUACGCAUCAUACUGGUAACUGACUUUCAGCUCAUCAGAGUGGCGAUAUCUAUUGUGGAAAAAGACCAAAAAUCGAAAAACGACAAAGGCAGUACAGAUGAGGAAGAUUCUACAACCAUUGAACAUGACGAAUAAAUUGUCAUAUGCAUCAAUCAAUAAACAAACCGAUCAAUUUACAGAAAUACUUUUUCGAUCUUCUGAACAUCUUUGUAUUUUGUUGCUUCAUUUAAAUCGUUGUAGCAGAUGUACCGUUUUGUCUCAUAUUCCAAACAGUCUCAAAUUCCAAACACUUCCCUCUUAAAUGUAAAUUUACUGAACUUUUAUGUUAUAAAUAAUUGAAUAAUGAUAAUGACAACCCUGACAUUUUUUGGAGUAUAGGCUUCAAUUUGACAUCGCAGAGAUGAACCAGCCUUCGGCUGAAAAUCUUUUUAAUAAAGAAAGAAACAAAAUUGACAUCAUUUACAGGUAUCAAUACAGCCUAUAGUUUAUAAUAUUCAACAUUUGUAAAAAAG